AUGGCGGCGGCCGCCGCGGCCUCGCCUCAGACGCAGCCCGGGCCCGCGGGGGAAGGCGCGGGAGAGGCGGGCCCGGAGGGGGCCGGCGGCGGCCCAGGCCCGGAGGGGGCCGGCGGGGAGCCGGAGGCGGAGGAGUUCGCGUGCCCGGCGCACUGCAGCGAGCUGGCCUGGCGGCAGAACGAGCAGCGCCGCCGCGACCUCUUCUGCGACAUCACCCUGGCCUUCGGGGGCGGCGCCGGGCCGCUGCGCGAGGUCCGCGCCCACCGCUCCGUGCUGGCCGCCGCCACCGACUACUUCACCCCGCUGCUGUCGGGCGGCUUCGCCGAGUCGCGCUCCGGCCGGGUGGAGCUGCGGAAGUGGAGCUCGGAGGGGGGGCCCGAGCCGGACACGGUGGAGGCGGUGGUCGGCUUCAUGUACACGGGCAGCAUCAGCGUCAGCCCGGGCAACGUGCACGAGGUGCUGGAGAUGGCCGACAGGUUUUUAUUGAUGCGGUUAAAGGAAUUCUGUGGAGAGUUUCUGAAGAAAAAACUGAAUCUCUCCAACUGUGUGGCUAUUCAUAGCUUAGCUCAUAUGUAUUCCUUGAACCAGCUUGCCCUGAAAGCCGCAGACAUGAUAAGAAGGAACUUCUGCAAAGUUAUCCAAGAUGAAGAGUUCUACACAUUACCCUUUCACCUCAUCAGAGACUGGCUUUCAGACUUGGAAAUCACAGUGGACUCUGAAGAAGUUCUUUUUGAGACUGUGUUAAAGUGGGUUCAGAGAAACGCUGACGAAAGAGAGAGGUACUUUGAAGAACUCUUUAAACUGCUCAGACUGUCUCAGAUGAAACCCACUUACCUUACCCGGCAUGUCAAAUCUGAAAGGCUAGUAUCCAGUAAUGAAGCCUGUCUUAAAUUAGUGUCUGAAGCUGUGGAAAAUCAUGCCCUGAGGGCUGAGAACUUGCAGUCUGGUAAUUUACAACAUUCUGCUUAUCCUGUAGCAUUGCUGCCUCGCUAUGGGCAGAACAUGGAUGUCAUCAUGGUGAUCGGUGGUGUGUCAGAGGGAGGGGAUUAUUUAAGUGAGUGUGUGGGGUAUUUCAUUGAUGAAGAUAGGUGGGUAAACUUACCUCACAUACAUAAUCACCUUGAUGGACAUGCUGUUGCUGUUACAGAAUCAUAUGUUUAUGUGGCUGGCUCCAUGGAACCUGGCUUUGCCAAGACUGUAGAAAAGUACAACCCCAACAGAAAUGUCUGGGAGCAAGUCUCUCAUCUAAUAACCAGAAAGCAUUCUUUUGGCCUCACUGAAGUCAAGGGGAACUUGUACAGUAUUGGUGGACAUGGUAACUUCAGUCCUGGCUUUAAAGAUGUAACCAUUUACAAUCCCGAGCAAGACAAAUGGCACAACCUGGAGUCAGCCCCAAAGAUCCUUCGUGAUGUCAAAUCAGUCACCAUAGAAGAUAGAUUUGUUUACAUUGCUGCUCGAACCCCAGUUGAUGAUAGUGAAGAUGGUUUAAGGGCAGUCAUUACCAGAUAUGACACGGAGACAAGGCACUGGCAAGACAUCGAAUCUCUGCCACUCAUUGAUAACUAUUGCUCUUUUCAGAUGUCUGUUGCCAACACAAACUUUUACCAGACAGCAUCAUGCUGCCCCAAGAGUUACCCCAUAGAUAAUGAAGAGGCUAAGAGAAAGAUCUCUGGCAGAAUACCAGAAGAGAUUCUUGAAAGUUUACCUCCAGAAGUUCUUAGCAUUGAAGGGGCGGCCAUUUGCUAUUUUAAAGAUGAUGUUUUCAUCAUUGGUGGGUGGAAGAACAGUGAUGAUAUAGAUAAGCAAUACAGAAAAGAGGCCUACCGUUAUUGUGCUGAGAGAAAGCGAUGGAUGCUUCUCCCUCCCAUGCCGCAGCCUCGCUGUAGAGCAACAGCCUGCCAUGUAAGAAUCCCAUUCAGAUGCUUACAUGGUACACAAAGAUACCCUAUGCCGCAAAAUUUGAUGUGGCAAAAGGAUAGAAUACGGCAGCUGCAGGAAAUACAUCGGCAUUCCUUAAGCUUGCGAAGAAUGCCCCGCUCACAGAUUGAGUGCUAAUUCCUGGAAGACCAUUCCUCUAAUAAACCUGGUUUAAGAAAUACGGUGCUAUCUAUUUUGUAAGGCUCAAUACAUUGCCAUCGUAUAUUAGGAUUUGGAUAACUGAACUGGUUGCUGGUUUGAUGCAUAAAAGUAACAUCUUUACUUAAAUACUGAGGAUGGGAAAUAGUUAACAAACACCUAAAAUCCCUCUCUCUUGUAUAUCAUUGAGAAGAGCAUACAGUAGCCCAGGAAAACUAAAUUCCUAUUAAGGAGAUGUGAUGAAAUGCCUGACACUUUAAGAAAAUUUGAUGCAGAAUCUGUUAAUUCUCUUGUCCAACCCUCAUUUUCAAGGAUUUAUAUGGAGUUAGUCUGUCAACAAUUCCUUCAAUUUAAAAAACAAACUCCAGCUGUAUUCUUAAAGCACCAAUUUUAUUUGCACUUACAUAUUGAUAUUCCUUUAGCUUCUCUUCUCCUGAGUAGCUGAAAUUCACAUACCAUUGGCAUCCGUGCACUUAGUUCUCCAAAACUGAAGGCACAUGCAAUAGUUAGGAAUACCUGUUAUAUAAAAAUAAAAGCACAAUCUUUUUUCAUAAAAUUACUUCAGGAUGUUUCUCUGUGUGUUAAAUACUUUGUUUCUGUAUAUUGUAGAAAUGCCAGAGUUUACUUGUAACAAGUGAUUGGUA
Molecule: messenger RNA, 2720 nt
Organism: Emys orbicularis (European pond turtle)
Lineage: Eukaryota; Metazoa; Chordata; Testudines; Emydidae
Gene: KLHL11
Product: kelch like family member 11
Exons: 2
Coding region: 1-2055 (684 amino acids)
Molecular function (GO): protein binding
Source: RefSeq, a predicted model, not a curated record